Molecule: messenger RNA, 4099 nt
Organism: Rhipicephalus microplus (southern cattle tick)
Lineage: Eukaryota; Metazoa; Arthropoda; Arachnida; Ixodida; Ixodidae
Cellular component (GO): extracellular region
Molecular function (GO): chitin binding
Source: RefSeq, a predicted model, not a curated record
UGUCGCUCAAAAGCGAGUGACCAGUGAAAGUCCUCACCUGUCGAAUCCCUCCUUCUACCUGUUUUUUACAUUACCCCUUCGCCUUUAAAGCCCCCCCCCGUGCCAUAUCGCACGUCGUGAGUUCCGUCACUGCUCUUCGGCCGGAACAAGUACUGUGGUGGUGUGUCGCAUCUGCUUACAAGAACAUCCCACUCGGACGUUUUAUUGGUGUGGACUGCUCCACCUGAAGACGUCGGUGAAACAACGAAAAAGGUUCCCGCCCUUCGCUAGGAGAGAGGAAGUACCCGAAGGGAUUUAACUACCUGAGUGAUCGUUCAAUCACCCGCAACGCCAAGAUGAAGGCCACACUGAUCGCCUUUGGUGCCCUCUGCCUAGCUGUCGCGAUAGCUAUACCAAAGAAGGAGGCGGCCAGGCGCUCCAAGCGCGCCGCGUACGAGCUCCCAGACGGCGCGGAGCUGAUUGUCGGUAGCUACCAGACGAGCUUCAGCUGCGCGGGCCUGCGCUAUGGAUACUACGCCGACACGGACAACGAGUGCAAGAUCUUCCACAUCUGCCACCCUGUCGUGCUCGCCGACGGCAGUGAACAGAUGAACCACUGGAGCUUCUUCUGCGGCAACCAGACCGUGUUCAACCAGCUGACGCUCACCUGCUCCUUCCCGGAGGAGGCGGUGCCGUGUCAGAACGCCCGGGACUUCUACUACGUGAACGACAACAUUGGCGUCGAGGACGCUCCCUUCCUCACCGACGACGACGUCUCCAGGGGACAGGCCCUGUACCCGGGCUUCGGCGCCAGGCUCAGCGGUCGUGCCGCCGCCGCAGCCGCCAAGAAGUAGAAUGAAACGGAUACAUAGGAGACCAAACGCUUGACACGGCCUUACACUGCACCGCGACUCACUGCGAUUCUUAGAGGUCCACGAAGGGAUAAUACAUUUCCUGGGAAGUCAGCGGUCUUUUGAAAAAAUGCGUUUUCGCUGAUCUAUAGGAAGGACUUUAGUGCAUACACGGUCUGUAGGGGAUUAUGAGUCUAUAGACUAUACAGUAAACAGCGCAAAAACAUUUACAUUCGGCAUCUGGCAACAUGUGUCUAUGGGGUAUCUAUAAAUAAUGCACUAGAACGGAAAUGUCCCCAUCCAUAGCCGUAAGGUGCUUCUGGACUAGUUAGAUCCAUAUUAGUCCGGCACUUCAUCCAAUAGAAUGAGUCUACUUUGUCAAAUGGCAUGUGUCCCUGUUAUUCACUUCAGCACAAUUGCGUUGGUUUAUAUAGCUUGCCUAUAUAAUUAAGCCUAGCGACAGUAUUCGAGCCAGAUGCGCAGAGUUAACGUUACGCAGGUGAGCCAUCGUCCAUUACGGUGUUACUUUCAUUGGGCUGUUUUUCUUCCGAUUUGCCAUCAUCGCUUUCAUGGCUUUAGCCCAGGUUGAUUAGCAAGCCUACUUGGCUUACAAGAAAUUUAUGACACUGCCUACCAAACUACGGCGUUGCCACCCAGACGGCACAAUUUCUCUAAUUCCUUGAUAACACGCCACGGGCCAUCAUUGACAGCACUGCUGUCAUCAGCGAUGGAGAACAGUGGACUCUAAUAGGUUAUGACGCUCGAAGCAAGGGUGAACUAUAAUAAUGCAUGGCUCAGGAGAUGUGCGCCGUCUGGGUGGCAGUUAUUUGCCGCGACAUCACGGCGACACGUGGUACGGUGUCGCUGGCGAUGCACGUGGUACGCGCGUAUGACGGAAGCGCACUGCGCUCUUGCUGGUUGAUUCCUUGUACAAUACAGCGCACGUGCAUAUAGACAAUUGUGAUGCCAGUAUUUUCCAUUAGGCAUUUAUAACUAUCCUUUCGCAUGUCAUCUGUUCGCUUCGAUAAUACAAACCUUCCGCCACGCUUAUAUACGAACUUGAAUGCUCGGUGCGUAACAUAAGGGUAGGUUUCAAUGAUGAGAUACGCUGUAGAGUUGCGAUUUUUUUUUUCAACUGACUAAGCUUCUCUUACAGCCUUUGUAAGACACGCUAAGCAGUGUACAUGCAUAGGGCAGUUUUUAGAGAAAUUAUCUGUGCACGCUGUCCCUAUUAGGUUAAGUUUGUGCUCACAGAGUGCCGACUGUGAGUCCACUGGCCCCUACAAAUGAGCCUGCGGCCGAGUGAAGUGCAAUCUUUGUGAGCGCUUUAGAAGCAUGCUGCGCUAUUGACAUGUCAUGUGGGCACUAUUGCAGUGGGAACUUAAUGCAUGUGACUUAUUAAGCUCCAAAGGUCAAUGAAUUCAAGAGAUCUAUGAAUGUCGGUAGCUUUCAAGCAACGCAAGUUCUUUCGGUAUCCUGAGUCCUACAUUUUCUGACCAACAAAUGGUCCAGAUGUAGUGUGCGAAGGCAUGAAGAAUUGCGACUGACAUUGCCAUUAGUUGAAGCGGAGCUGAAUGAAAUCAUUCCAGGUAUCUUGCUUCACGGUCACUACAAUCAAGGGAUGUUACGACAGUCGUCUUGGCUGUAUAUCCGGCUUCAUAGAGAAACACCCAUCAACAUCUCCGGUAGCAUUGCUGUUCUAAACGCUACAAAUGCACUGACCUCGUACAACUUCAUAGGUCGACCAGUGUGCUCGUCUUUUUGGCCAGUAGAAGCAACAUGCAGCCUACGCCUCGGUAAAAUUUCAGAAGUGCUUGUGCGAACACUUGUCGCAUCGCAAAGGCGUUGUGACCUUGUGUCGAAAUGAGGUUGUUAUUGUUGACGAGUUAGUUGUUUCCAUCCCAUUUUCUUAAAGCAAGCGUGUCUAAGGUAUUUGUAUGUCGAACUAUGGUUCUGCGUUGUGAGCGUUUGCACACGAUCCCGGUAGAUUGAGUAGAAUCUUCUAUGUCGCUCGACAACGUAGACGUCGCAUGUUGUUAAAUGCAACGCACUGAAGAAUUCGCAGUGCGUAUCCCUGUGCCACUUUCUUCUAGCAUACUAUCAUAGAGGUUUUUUUUGUGCCUUUUGCGUCAAUGUGCGUGGACAUAUGUUAUUGUCUGCUUUCUGUACUUGUUUGUGAGACUAAUGUAUUGUGCCGCCACUGAUGUGAAUAGUUGUCAUGCUUUUCUUCUCGCCUCGUUCGUGGGUACUCUUUGGCUGCUGCAUGAAUGGUAGGGUUUUGUUUAUUUGGGUGCCUCUUUUGGCCUGAGAAUCUGUCAAAACUAUCUUACCGGCAGACUAAGUGGUAGUAUAGUUAUACGAUCAACUUGUGGCAUGUAUUUACUACUCAUUUUUAAGCUGGGCUGUGCCGUAGUAGUUUCCACGUAUCUCUAACCCCAGAAAAUAGGGAGUGGAGCUUUUGUAGCAUGCUUGAGAAAUGCAAUUGUGAAAGAAGGAUUAAAUAAACGCUGAUAUUGUGUCUUCAUAAGUCCGCUUCGGCUGUUUCGAGAUUAACUGUGCUUUUCUCGUUUUGCCAGUGUAGGCUUAAAUGGGAAUGAUGCAGAAGAAAGCGUGAUGGAAAUCUUUGCACUCUUCCUCUUGCGGGCUUCAAAUGAAGGUUAAUCGCGUUGCCUCUUGUCAUGCUAACCCUCCUCCUCCUUUGUCGCGUGGUAAACGACAAUCUCGCUGGUUGAGAAUGCUUGUUUCGGGGCUGAGCGUAUAAGCCUGGUUGCGUUGUGUCCAAAAAGUUCUCUCGUCAGUGUCUUUGUGUGUUACGAGCGGAGCUAACCUGUACGACCGAGUGUAUUGUGUUGUCCCGUGUAGUCAGGCUGUCUCGCUUGUACCUGUCGCCAGCUCACACAGCAUUGUCCGUGUAUGUGUUCUAGCCGUUACGCUACAAAAACUAUCCUUGUUAAGUUUACCCGACCAUCGGCCGAUCUUUGCAAGUGUAUUUAUGCCAACAGCUUCCGUCGAAUUCUGUGUACAUUGUGUAGCUCCUCCCCUACCUUCCCACAAACUCCCAUUCCCCUCUUAUGCCUAUCUGUCAAUAUGUUUCGUGUUUGCUUCGUUUGAAGUGACAGCUGUUUAGCCAUUUUUAACGAUUAGUUUUUUUUCAUAUCCUGUUGCUGCCAUACUGUUAUGUUUCUUGUUUUGAGUUGCUUGAACCACAUUUUUUUUUCUUUCUCCUGUACAGACCUCAAUGAAGGGAGCAAUAAAACAUGCACACGUGA